Drosophila grimshawi is the source of this 2065-nucleotide messenger RNA. Its product is annotated as LIM homeobox transcription factor 1-beta. Gene Ontology annotation, molecular function: RNA polymerase II transcription regulatory region sequence-specific DNA binding; DNA-binding transcription factor activity, RNA polymerase II-specific. The record is from RefSeq and is a predicted model, not a curated record. The transcript is spliced from 5 exons. Gene Ontology annotation, biological process: regulation of transcription by RNA polymerase II; neuron differentiation. Bases 9 to 1943 code for a protein of 644 amino acids. NCBI's taxonomy places the organism in Eukaryota, Metazoa, Arthropoda, Insecta, Diptera, Drosophilidae. Gene Ontology annotation, cellular component: nucleus.
AGCUAAAAAUGCAGAUAGGUUUAACCGCAAAUGCAAAAUCCCGUUUGGGACAUAGUUUUUGCCCAGUUGUAAAUUGUGAGGUGGCCGCAAUUUGCAUGCCAAAAGUGAAAAUAAAAAUAACUGAAAUGUUUCGUCCAUGUUUUCCAUGUUCUUGGUACCACGACACAACCGCAAAAUCCAAAAUAGUUCCAAUGGACAUCAAAUGUCAACAGCAGCAUCAGCAUCAGCAUCAGCCCCAUCACCAGCAACAUCAGCAGCAACAGCAACAGCAGCAUGUAUCUGGCACAGGAGCCGGACAUACAGGACCCAUUGCAAUGGGGCACAAUCAACUGAUGUUGCACGGAAAUGAGCGCAUGUUAACAACACCAACAACAGCAGCAACAAACACUACGAGUUGUCAACCGACCGCCAGCAAGACAGCAGCAGGAGCUGGAGUUGGAGUAGGCGGUGCUGGCGCAGGGGCAAGCACAGGAGCCAGCUCCCACAAUGACAAAAUGGCGUCAGCAAGCCGAAAUGUCAACGGAAGUUGUAUCAACCACAGCAACACCAACAGCAGCAGCAGCAGCAACAACAGCAGCAGCAUGGUCAAUGCACAACAGCAACAACAGCAACAGCAGCAACAACAAACGUUGACAAUGACAAUGACAAGAACGGGAGAAGGAGUGGGUGUGGGUUCAGGUCCUGGCCCUGGUCCACCAAUGCAGCUGAACAGCCACCGCGUCACCUUAGGCGAAUGCAGUCUCAAUGAGCUGGAUGGCUUUCCAUCGUCAGCAGUAGCACCACCACCGCCAUCAGCACCAACGCACACACCACAAGCGCCUCAAAUGCUGCAGCAGCACAAUCUAAUGGGCAUAGGAGGAAUGGGCGACACAAUGGCUUUAAGUAUGAGCAAUCAUUGUGCCUAUUGCUGCCAGCCAAUUUGUGAUCGUUAUAUUAUGCGAGUUGUGGACAGCUCGUUUCACGAGGGCUGCUUGAAGUGUACUGCAUGUGCCCAGCAUUUGGUGCACUCUUGUUAUGCGCGAGAUGGGAAACUCUAUUGUCGCUUGGACUACGAGAGACUCUACUUGCGUAAUCGUUGCCUUGGCUGUGGACACAAAAUUGCUGGCGAUGAGCUCGUGAUGCGCUCCCAGGAAAAUAUCUUCCAUCUCAAGUGCUUUGCCUGCGUUGUCUGUGGAGCCCUGCUAAAGAAGGGCGAGCAGUAUGUGGUCAAGCAGGGACAGCUCUUCUGUCGCUUCGACUAUGAAAAAGAGGUCGAAAUGCUGCAGGGCUAUGACUUUUAUGGUGAUGACCUGUUUCCACCUAAAAUGGAUGGUCGUCGUGGACCGAAGCGACCACGCACCAUUCUCAACACCCAGCAACGGCGUGCCUUCAAAGCAUCCUUUGAGGUCUCACCCAAGCCCUGUCGCAAAGUGAGAGAAAAUCUAGCAAAGGAUACGGGACUGAGUCUAAGGAUUGUACAAGUCUGGUUUCAAAACCAACGCGCCAAAGUCAAGAAAAUACAGAAGAAAGCCAAACAGGAGCCACCCGCCAAAAGUGUUAGCGACACACACUCUCAAGAUUCGCAGGAGUCCCAGGAUAGCAGCUUGACGACCAAAAUCAAGGACGAAGCGCAGAGUGACAGCGAAUCGCAACAGGAAUCGCCAUUCUCUGCAACCUCCGACGGACUGACAAGAUUGCGCUGCAACAUCAAGGAUGAACAGGAACAGGGCACUUUAAGCUGCAUGGAAACCAACAAGGAAAACUGCAACAAGAACAGCGAGCCCAUUCUGAACACCAUACUGGGUUUGAGCUAUGCGACCUUUCAGCAGCUAAUGGGUCCCUUCACGCAGACACCAAUGAUCAAUCCGAUCGAUCGGCUCUACAGCAUGCAGAGCUCCUACUUCCGGCCCGAGGAGCUGGGCGCCUAUGGCGAAUGUGGCGGCAAGGAGUCCAUGGAUCACUAGUUCCCGCCAGCAGCUAAACACAAUUUUAAGCCAAAAUCAAAAUUAGAACUUGUAAAAUAAACAAAAAAUGUUAAUGUGCUAGAAACUCGAUUAACGUAGUGGUGCAGCAGCACGUGCAGAAA